Molecule: messenger RNA, 4597 nt
Organism: Scylla paramamosain (green mud crab)
Lineage: Eukaryota; Metazoa; Arthropoda; Malacostraca; Decapoda; Portunidae
Gene: Mlf
Product: myeloid leukemia factor-like
Exons: 7
Coding region: 89-880 (263 amino acids)
Biological process (GO): regulation of DNA-templated transcription
Cellular component (GO): cytoplasm; nucleus
Source: RefSeq, a predicted model, not a curated record
UGCUGCUCUGACCAUCAAACGGAUAGGGUGUGUGCUCCUCGGCUCCCCUUCACUUGGCAUACCUGUCCCUUAUUGAUCUCUCGUUGAAAUGUCACUCUUCGGGUCUCUCCUGUCGGGAUUUGACGAUGACCCCUUCUUCGGAGGCCACCGCAGCAUCAUGCGUCAGAUGGACCAGAUGAUGACCAGUAUGAUGCGAGACCCCUUCCAGGACGACGACUUCUUCAACGGCGGCGGCGGUGGUGGUGGUCUGCAGGCCAUCACCGCUGGACCCGCAGCUGGGGCCCUCGCUAGACGCCCCGCCCACCCCCGCCCUCCCGCACCUACUCCCUUCGGCGCCCUGGGCAUUCCUUCCAUCGCCAACAUGAUGUCCUCCAUUGACCAGAUGGCUCAGGGCGGGAACUGUCACAUGUACAGCAGCAGCUCUGUGAUGACCAUGACCACGGGGCCCGACGGCAAGCCCCAGGUGUACCAGGCCACAUCCUCCACCACAGGGGUCCCGGGGGGUGUGAGGGAGACGCGCCGAACCAUCAGUGACUCACGAACCGGCACCCGCAAGAUGGCUAUUGGACACCACAUUGGUGACCGCUCCCACAUCAUUGAGAGGGAGCAGUCCAAGAAUAAUAUGGAAGAACGGCAGGAGUUUAUUAAUUUGGAAGAAGAGGAAGCCCCCCAGUUCGACCGAGAGUUUCGUCACCGCACUCAAGGCAUGUCAGGCCGAGGACACUCCCUUGAGUACCGCCGCGCCAGACACACCUCCCCACCUGCCUCCUACAGCCACAGAGUCUCCGAUGCCCCUGCUAUUGCCUACUCCUCCUCUCCCUCCUCCAGAUACAGGAGCCGAUCCCGACCUAUGCUGUCCAUCACUGCAGGUUCCAGGUAAACCCUCCAAGGCUACGGGUUACCUGGGAGGAGCGAGCCAGGAGGCGAGACAGGGAAGAGCGAGCCCACAGGUCCCACCGGCGCUACCAGCCCACCAUGUAACACCCACCCAGUGCUUAGAGAAUCUACAUGUGUGUAUGACUUCACUACAAAUGGCUGCAGACUCUGUGAUCUGUGCUGGACACUUAAGUUAAGGAGAAAGUAACCAGGAACAUUAUCCAUGUAGCAUUAAGGCCCAAGUAUGUACUGGUAUUUUGAUAAGAGCAUCUAGUUUCCAUACAGUAGUCAACCUGUAGACCAACCAUUUUGAUAUCUAUCCUCACAAACACACACACACACACACACACACACACACACACACACACUCAUAUAUUCCCUAAUUACCCAACUGCCAAAUAUACAAUUAGUCAGUAAGGUGACGGCUGUCAAGGCUGCCAGAGGUCAGAUAGAGGUCCGGCUGCUGUGCCAGCGCGGCAGUGGCCGUGACUGCUGUAGCGACUGCCCGGCUGCUGCACACACACACAGUGCCUGCAGCCACACCAGCAGUUCAGUGCCCUAUAGAGUCAGUAGUGUGUUGAGGUGUGCCUGCCGUGUCUUGGCAGGGCCUCCACCACAGGACCGGCAGCACAUGUAGCCACCUCCAGCAUGUGACCUUAGCAUUGUUUAUCUGUUGGUCUGAGUAUUGGUUAAUUUCCCGUCAGAGGCAUGUAGAGCAAACCCUUCGACCCCAUGGCAAUAUUCUAUUCUUGGGGCACAACUCUGAGUACCUGCUGCUUCCUGGUGGUGCAUCCCCACAUGGCAGAGGGAGCACAGAGAUAUGCUGGUGUGAUGUCAAGAGUUAGUCUGUUAAUUCAGAAUUCUUACUUUGUUUCUUUGUAAUGUCACCUUUUCAAGAUCUUAGCUUCCGUUGUGCCUCAGGUCAUGUCAAUCCUCCAAAGGAUGUCAUCAUUAGCGCUGCCUUGACCCCUUAGCAUGGUGUGCAGCUCAGAGCAUAGUUGUGUAGCACAAGUAUGCAGCUUUGUACACUCCUGUGUACAAAGGUGUUCUUGUAAGACAAAGCCUGUGCAGGAAGGAUGCUGGUGAUGUGUAGUCUGGCAUGUCGCCUUCCAGUGAACAUGGCUGACACAUGCAAGGGUGUGUGGAGUCCUUCAUUGACAAAGGAGUUUGGCAUGACAUGCAUGGUGAGGAGGGAUAGUGUGGCAGAGGAUCUCAGGUGUGCCUUCAUGCCACGUGUGGUCAUUGACCCCACCAGCAGGGUGCCUUCCACGUUAACAUUGUAUUGUAGCAGAUGACCACCACAGUGCUGCAGCACUGUUGGCUUCCCAGUAUUCCAGGAACAUGAGACACUGAGCUCUGUAACACACACAAGAAAAAAGCAGACACCUUCACUCACACACUUGCCUGCUGGGUGGUGGAGUCCUCCUCUCAGGAGCUGUGCCUUGUGCUGCACAGCUUUCAUGCUUGCAUUGUUUCAUCAAGAAACAAUGAUGAACUUCAGUUACCUGCACAUUAGGGGAUUAUCAAUAAGAAUUCCAGUUUUUUUUCUCUUAGAACACAUCAAAUUGGUUUUGUUUGCUGCACAGGCAGUCACACUUCCUGGAGUGCAGUUUCUCAUACUUGAGUGUAGGGUGCAAGGUCAGGCAGGAAGUAAAGGAAACAGUGACAGUCUGUCAUGAUACAACAACUUUUAAUCAUUACAUAGGCUGUUUGCAUUUCAAGUUGUAAUUUACAUUGAUGUAUCUUCUCCAAAAUGUAUAAUUUUUAAGUGGAAAGCAGCUGUGACAAAAUAGUGCUUCAUGUUAAAAUGAGGUAGAACAAGAACAAUAAUGUUUUAAGCAGUUACUAAUAUAAAGAACAGAAAUUAAACUGAGAUGGAUACCAUAGCAAUUCAGUCUUACUUUUCUUUAAGUGUAUAUUGAAAAAAGAGUUAUGUUAAAACUUGCAUCAACAGUGAAAUGCAUAUCUCCUUCCCUCUUGCCUCAUCACCAGGCAGUCCCUUCCCUCCUUCCCUCCCCGCCCCGCCCCUCCACCAUAGCGAGUCUCCCAUCCAUGUGCCACCACGAGAUAAAUGUAACUUUAUAGAUUUUGUUACUAAGGAGUCACACUUUUGUAAUGCGGCACAGAGGCGCAUAACUGAACUGUCAUCUACCUAAGGUGUUGUGCAUUCAGCAGGUGUUUGCCAAACGUUUUAGCUGUGAGGCAUACGGCAGCUGGUUCAUUCAGCAUGAUUUGUCCAGCCACACUCCCCAGCACACCUUGACAAGACUGGGUGUUGUAAGCUUACUCCCUUGAUGGAAGUGUACUGCUCACUCACAGGCAAACAAUACCUGUAAUCACAGUCUGUUCAUGUUGAGAUGUUAAAUGUUCAGUCUUAAGGUUAAAGUUACAACAACUUGACCAGUAUUUUGCUGUAUAGGAUUUCAUUUAAUAUUAAGUAAGAUCCAAAUGUCAUAGACUCUGGUGCUGUGGGUUUGCUGCCUGAGGGAGACAGCACCGAGUGCUCUCUCACACUCACUGCAUUACACUUUGUUUCACUCACUUGGAUUACACUCUUGUUUGAUUUAGAAAUGUGCAGCACACUCACUUUGUACUUUCACCAAGGCCCUUUAAUUGUAAGAUGGGAUGAUGUAUCUCUAUAUUUCUUAAAUAUCCACACACCUACUUCAGGGCUCCCCUUAUAUGGGUGGAUAGCCAAGACACACAGGCCUCUCUCCCCCCCACCCCUUGCUGUGCCUCUCUCUCUCUCUCUCUCUCUCUCUCUCUCUCUCUCUCUCUCUCUCUCUCUCUCUCUCUCUCUCUCUCUCUCUCUCUCUCCCACCUUGCUGUGCCAUCUCCCUCCCUCCCCCCAUGCUGUGCCAGAGUCCAUGAAGCAUAACAUGUCACCAUGUAUUGGGCUUGUACCCUUACAGGACAUCAGUGUGACAUUAUUUAUUGCUGAUGCUGUUAUAGGAAUUAGAAAUGUAUUAUUAUUUAGGUUCAUGUAAGUCUGCUGUUUGAUUAGUUUUAAUAGUUUUAAUAAGCUGCACUUGUUGAGGGUUUUGAGUUCCUUUCUGACAGGAUUUGUUUGUUGUCUGAGGUAAAAGUGUGGCCUCACCAGCACUGUCUCAGGCAACCUAUUAACACUUGAGUUAUUCUUCCCCAUGGGAACUGCCUCUUUACAACUAUCAACUAUCUCAUGAAUCCAAGUGUACAUUCACCAAAUUUAUUUUAAGAUUGUAUGACCCAAUCUUGUCAGCACACUUACUGUGUACUCAUACAAAUGUGAAGCCUUGAGGCUGCAUCAGGGAAAUACUUGAAACAACUUUGUUUAUUGCAGGCCGUUUAAGUUAUGAAGGUGAAUCUGCACCAAGGAGCCUCUGCUGGCCAGGUGCUGCCCCCACUGGCCUGACUGGGUGUUGAUCAGGCAAGGAAGUAUGUUGGUGAGCCGUGUCUACCAAAUAUACACGACAGAUUAUUCAGUGAGUUCCAGGAUUAAAGACACCACUGGUCUUGCUGAAUGUCUCGUAUUUUUGGUACAGCUCACUGACAAGCUUCCUUGCCUCACUGCAGCCAGUCAGGUGAGAGGGGACAAUCCUGCCAGCAGAGAGGAACAGAUUCUUGGUGUACAUUUACCUUUGUAGACUGAACAGACUACAGGACGCUUGGAUGUCCCAUUAUGAAUGAAAUGUUUGACGAUACAGUGUGAACCUGAGUGACAAAAUAAGAUCCUACCAACUAA